CGGGACCGUGACCUACCCUUACCCUAGGGUACUGUACAAUGAGAUAAGGAUAGAUACUACCGGACACUCCCGCAGGCGGCCCGUGACUCUGGUCCAUCUGCGUUCCCCUUUGGAGUAGCCAUCUCUAGGAGCAGGCGGGGGCAGCGGAUUCUUUUAAAAUCGAACAUGGAGAGAACCCAAAUCCGAGCGGAGGCAGGAUUCGAUUCGCUGGGAUAAGAGAAGGCGCGUAACCAGCCGCAGGUCCGGGCCGGCGGCACCGGUACGAGUUUCGCCGCCCGUGCUAUCCAGCGCCGGGAUGCAGCGCGCACCGCCGCCGGUGACAUCCCGCGCCGUCUGGUAUUGUCCGGAUCCACCACAGGUCAAACUAGGCACGGGGUUGGGACAGCAACAUCUGUCUGGCGUGCACACUUCGCCGUCAUCAUGCAGGCUUUCUGGUGUUGCAUAUCUUUGGAGUCAUCGUCAUCGAAGGCAUUGGUCUGUGAUUUCGUCGCUGUUUGACUACUUCGUCUACAGUCGAGGGUUUGUGGAACAUUGGGCAAGGGGAAGGCUGACGGCGUGGGUUUCCUACGCAAGGUCGUCAACAUGCCUAGGCUUCGGCGGACUUAGCGGUGGUGGUGGAUGUCCUGGCGCUUAAGCCUUUGGGUGACCGUGGUGGUGAUCAUAAACUUGUGGUCUUUAGAUGACUUGUGGUCUUUUAGAUGACUUGUGAUCUUUUAGAUGACUUGUGUGCUUCUUUAGAUGCUUAUGUUUGUGAUGAUGGUUAUGUUUGUCAUGAUACUUAUAUUGUUGUGAUGGUGUUUGUU
Messenger RNA from Triticum dicoccoides, 803 nucleotides. RefSeq lists its product as uncharacterized. The coding region runs from base 296 to 634 and encodes 112 amino acids. The record is from RefSeq and is a predicted model, not a curated record. The transcript has 4 exons. NCBI's taxonomy places the organism in Eukaryota, Viridiplantae, Streptophyta, Magnoliopsida, Poales, Poaceae.